AUGCCUCCUCCCCAACAGCCGUCUCUUCCCUCCUUUUUCUCCCCCCCCCCCCCCCCCUCCCUCCCACCCCCCCCCCCCCCCUCUGCAGAGGCCCUGGAGGACCCGUCCAGCGCCGGCGUCGUGGCCGGGGCAGUGGUCAGCUCCCUCCUGGCUCUGCUCCUGGUCGUGGCGCUCGUCGCCGUGCUCCUGACGCGCGGCCGCCGGCAACAGCGGCGCGGCUACCCCGGCAACGGGGACCCCACGGCGGCGGGCGGCAACGGCGGCGGCAGCAACGGCGGCGACUACGGUAACAAAGCCCGUCUGCUUUUCAGCAGCAGCUCGGGGGCCGGCGGCAAGAACGGCGCCGGCGCCAACAACAACGGGCCCGUCUACACCUACCGGGAGGGCUGCGACGCCACGGGCACGCUGACCGAGACCGCCAACAGCUACCACCACCACCACCUGCACCGCGCCCCCGCCGGGAACCCCCCCACCGCCCGCGACGUCCUGCUCUGCGGCGAGAUGGACGACGGCGAGAGGAGGAAGUUCGACCUGGACGACAGCAUGGAGGAGGAGGAGGAGGAGGAGCGCUACGGCCGCUUUGGGGGCGGGGACAUGCUGCCUCCACCCUAUCACGCCCACAGAGGCCCCGGCGGCGAGGAGGAGAUGGACGUCUACCUGGACGACGACAUGGAAUCUCAGAGGGACGGCUCGGUCAUAUCCAGGACUGCCAUUUACGUCUGA
This is a messenger RNA of Menidia menidia (Atlantic silverside), 723 nucleotides long. Lineage: Eukaryota; Metazoa; Chordata; Actinopteri; Atheriniformes; Atherinopsidae. The record is from the annotation of a GenBank genome assembly.